Carassius carassius (crucian carp) is the source of this 347-nucleotide messenger RNA. Its product is annotated as sodium/potassium-transporting ATPase subunit gamma-like. Gene Ontology annotation, cellular component: membrane. The record is from RefSeq and is a predicted model, not a curated record. NCBI's taxonomy places the organism in Eukaryota, Metazoa, Chordata, Actinopteri, Cypriniformes, Cyprinidae. Gene Ontology annotation, biological process: monoatomic ion transport; regulation of sodium ion transmembrane transporter activity. The transcript is spliced from 4 exons. The coding region runs from base 152 to 313 and encodes 53 amino acids. Gene Ontology annotation, molecular function: sodium channel regulator activity.
UGCUCCACCAGUUACAAUUCCAGCAUCAGAGAGUUUAAGGUGUUCCCUGCAAACACUCAAACUCCUCUCUGACUCAUACGCUCACACACAUAUAUCACAGUUGUGGAAUUUUCAACUCUUUCAACGCUGAGAUCCUUCACCACCUCUAACAAUGGGAGUGGAAAUACCUGAGUAUUCAGAUGCUGAUUUCACCUAUGAUUAUGAGUUUAUCAGAAGAGGUGGGCUGAUCUUUGCAGCUGUUUUGUUCUGUUUGGGUAUGGCUAUCAUAUUCAGCAAAAAGUUCAACUGUGGAAACAAGGUAUCUGCUAAGUAAGGCACAUACAAUAUCCAUACAAUAAAAGAUAAAA